GCGUACGGAAUGUUAAUUUACUUCCGGGUUUUUAGAUAGAAGAAGAAAAACAUACCUCAAUCAAAUUUUUGAUGUUGAUUCAUUUGUGAUUGGCAAACCAUUUCGAUUUUUUGCACACACGUUUUUUGUUUACUGUGAAUAACAGGUGCAUUGCUUUAAAAAUGCACAAAAUGGGGAAAUUGAAGGGUUUUGAGAUUGUUUUGAAUGAAAAUAAGGCAGUGUUCCACCCAGGUGGUAAAAUUGUUGGAAAAGUAAUAGUGGAAUUAAAAGGAGAUAUGAAAAUGAGGUCAUUAAGGAUAUUUAUGAGAGGUGUUGCAAAAGUUCACUGGACAGAAUCAAGAAGUACAGGGAGCCGUCUUGGCUCAUACACAGAACAUUUUAAUGCUGAGGUGGAAUAUUUCUUUAAAAGACAAGUAUUGUUUGGAGGGGAAGUGUCAGAAGGGAGAGAUGUGCUGACUGAAGGAAGACAUGAGUUUAAUUUUGAGUUUGACCUUCCAAUGGGGGGCAUAGCCACAUCAUUUGAAGGUAAACAUGGCAAUAUAAGAUACUGGCUGAAAGCAGAAAUGGACAAACCUUGGGGAUUCAACAAUAAAACAAAGAAAGCCUUCACAGUUAUAAGUCCUAUAGAUAUAAAUAAGCCAGAAUAUCAGGUAUGUGUUGAGAGCAGUGUGGAAAAGACACUAUGUUGCUGGUUGUUUACUUCAGGACCUAUAUCUAUCACAGCAAGAACUGACCGCAAAGGUUAUUGCCCAGGUGAAUCAAUAGCUAUAUCAGCGGAAUUUGACAAUCUGUCAAAACGUACAGUGAUACCCUACGCCACCUUAUACCAGACACAAGCAUACUUUGCCAGUGGUAAAUCACGGGUCAGAAAGACCAAAUUUACUGUCCUCACAGGUUUGCCAGUGGGACCAGGAACUAGAGGAAGCUGGGACUCACAACUUCUCAAGAUACCAGCAGUCUCACCUUCCAUUAUAAAUUGUUGUGUUAUGAAAGUGGACUACUUUGUCAAGGUUGCCCUUCAUAUCCCUGGUGCGUACAAUUUGACCAUGCAUUUACCAAUCAUGAUUGGAACGGUGCCGUUUCGACGUGGAGUUUUCAAUUUUACUGACUCAAAUUUCUACAGGGAGACUCAAGCUCAUUAUAAUGCCAUGACAUUUCUUGGACUUCCAAAUCCACCACCAUACCGUGAAACCAUUACCCCACCACCACCUUUUGAAGACCCACCAACAUAUGCAGAAAGUGUAAGUGGCGCUGUCAAUUUAUGGGACGAAGAUGAUGACAGAAAUAACCCCGAGGAGAAUAUGGGUGAUCUCACUUACACACCGUUAUACACAUAUGUGUACAACUACAGACCACCACCAAACUACACAGAAGUUGCACAGUCCGACCAAAAUGAGAUUGUAUUCCCGCCUGAUCUAGAGGUUAUAAAUGGAGGAUCAUGAUGACAGCACCAAAACAUACUCUAAAACAGUUGUUUUUAUUGGUUGACCAAGCUGUAAGCCUGUAUGUGAUUGGUUAAACUGAUUCUGGUUGUUACCUGUCUUAGACUUUUUGUGAAAGUCAAUUUGAUUGGUUGACCAAGAUGCAAGGUUGAUUCUGAUUGGUUUCAAGGAGGUUGCUUGCAGUUAUUCUCAGCAUGGCAUGCUUUUUUUCAAGAAAGCAAAUCCUGCGAGAAAUAACAUUUAAAAAAAACAAAAA
Messenger RNA from Ruditapes philippinarum (Manila clam), 1698 nucleotides. RefSeq names its product arrestin domain-containing protein 3-like. NCBI's taxonomy places the organism in Eukaryota, Metazoa, Mollusca, Bivalvia, Venerida, Veneridae. The record is from RefSeq and is a predicted model, not a curated record. Gene Ontology annotation, cellular component: cytoplasm. The coding region runs from base 162 to 1442 and encodes 426 amino acids. The transcript is spliced from 9 exons. Gene Ontology annotation, biological process: protein transport.